Vavraia culicis subsp. floridensis is the source of this 766-nucleotide messenger RNA. RefSeq lists its product as uncharacterized. The transcript has a single exon. The coding region runs from base 1 to 606 and encodes 201 amino acids. NCBI's taxonomy places the organism in Eukaryota, Fungi, Microsporidia, Pleistophoridae. The record is from RefSeq and is a predicted model, not a curated record.
AUGCUUGUACUCGUUGGUCUGCUCGUGUGUUUACAAUGCUCAGCUGCAAAUUCGGAUAGAUGGUGCGAAUUGAGACUGUUUUGUCCACAAAAAGGCUUCUUCACAAAUCCUGAGGUAAUGGAAUUGAUCGAUGGUUAUAUUUUUGAUUUGAGAACGAUUGAGGCUAAUGACGACACCAAAGAGCCCUGUGGUUUGGCAGCCAAAACAUUUGAUGGCCUGAUCAGUUUGAUACACGAUAAUCGACUGGUAUACAAAAACGAGUUGAUAAAUCAGUUCAAAAUUAAUACAUAUAUUUUCAUGGAUGUGCUUGGGUUUGCGGCCAAGUGUGCAGGUUUCUAUUCAUUACUGCAUGUCCUGUUGGUUAUUGGAGAGAUAUAUUACAAACAUGCAGUGGAUAAGGCUGUCGAGCUGAUACAGAAUGAACCGAAGAAUGAAACACCGAAUUUCUUUAGAACGUGCAAGCACGUUUUUAGGAUUUGCAGUUUUUCAGACAAAAUUGAGAUUUGGAGAAGCCACAAAACGAAAAUGGAACUCGUAUUCAGGGAUAUCUUUCGAAUGACACCUCGCAACGGGAAAAAUAAUGAACGAAAUUGCGUGUUGAAUUGAUGAAAUAGGACUCGCUUUUGAAGUUUUGCAAGAAAGCGUGCCUAUAAAUGAUAAGUAAACUUAGUAUAUGAGGUAAAUAACCGAUUUCGUGUCAAAAAGUAAAUCGUAUAUUUAUAAGAAAGCAUACGAUCAAUGAAGCAAAGCAAAAGUAAAGUUUCUC